This is a messenger RNA of Aphanomyces invadans, 1252 nucleotides long. RefSeq lists its product as hypothetical. The record is from RefSeq and is a predicted model, not a curated record. Gene Ontology annotation, molecular function: TBP-class protein binding. Gene Ontology annotation, biological process: DNA-templated transcription initiation; transcription preinitiation complex assembly. The transcript has 2 exons. Bases 54 to 953 code for a protein of 299 amino acids. Gene Ontology annotation, cellular component: nucleus; transcription preinitiation complex. NCBI's taxonomy places the organism in Eukaryota, Oomycota, Saprolegniomycetes, Saprolegniales, Verrucalvaceae.
GGGGAUUCCAGAAGCUCAUCCUCGACCCGAGGCAGCAGUACUCGCCGUCUCCAAUGGAGACCGAAUGUCGUGAAUGCGGAAGCGACGACAUUGUCGAGGAUUACGCUGCAGGCGACCUCGUGUGUCGAGGCUGUGGAGUUGUCUUGGCCGAGCGGUUGAUUGACGAGACAGCAGAAUGGACCAACUACGCAGAUGACGACCGAGAUCGGGGAGAUCAAAGUCGUAUUGGUGAAGCGGUGGAUGCUCGUAUGGGUGAGACCUCCCUACAAACCUUCUUGGUCAAGUCUGCUUCGUCCGGUCCGAGCGAGACUGCGGCCCCGAAAUAUCUCAAUUCUGCACAAAGUACUACGUCUCUACGACGCCACGAAGGAGUGGACCAAAUCAAGACUCUGGCGCAUGCGCUCAAUGUUGGCCAGGCUGUUGUCGAGUGCGCCAUUACAAUUUACGCCCAGGUCGACGAACAGAACUUGUUUCCGCACAAGAAAUUCAACGAGCGAAAUGGCGUGUUUGCUGCGAUUUUGUUCAUGGCGUGUCGAGACUGCAGCCACUCGCGUACGUUGAAGGAACUGGCCGUUGCGUCUGGCAUCGACAUGAAGCGUAUUGGCAAGUCCCUUGGCGUGCUGUCGCGCUCAAGCAUUGCGUCGAAGAAACAAGCCGGGACCGAGGACUUUUUAUCACGGUUUUGCUCGUCGUUGGACUUGCCGUCGAAGACUCCGAUCCUGGCGCUGCAGAUUGUCGAGAAAAUUGCCAAGAUGGGGCUUGUCGAUGGCAAGGCACCCGCGGCGGUCGCUGCGGGUGUGAUCUACAUGGUGGCUGCAUACACGAACGUGAAGCGAUCGCUGGACGAGGUCGCGGAAGCUUCGCUCGUCGGCAAGAAGGUGGUCAAGGAUGUGUGCAAGGUCCUGUUCGAGAACAAGUCGCUCUUCGACGACCUCAACCAAGUGUUGGUGUAAGUGAUGUUUUCUCCAUAUGCCCAGUGGCCCGUCCGUCGUCGAAGCGAUGGGCGGCCGGUGGUGCUCCUUGAUCUGCAUCCAGCACGGGGAAAUGAACUGCAUUGUGUUUUGUAGUGGGGCCGCGUCGUGAGUGUCGGUCGGUUGUCGUCUCACACUCCCACACACGACCUUGCAUUCAAGUCGGCGCGCUGCUCCACCUCCGCCAUCGUUUUAACCUGCUAUUUAUACACCCACACUUUCAACACGUCCCCUCACGUUGUCAAUGGAACGACCAGAUAUUUUCAGCUACUUGAACUCGC